AUGCAGUUUUCCAUCACUUCCAUCGUCGUUACCCUCGCUGCCAUGGCCUCGCUUGCAGCUGCCGCUCCGCAACAAAAUAACGCACGCGAGAACUUCAAGAACACCAAGUGCAAGAGCCAAGCAUGCAAGGACUCUGUCGACUCCGGAUGCCCUCUAUCUAACAUUAACUUUGUGCUUGGUGGCUGUGACGAUCCCAGCUCCUAA
Molecule: messenger RNA, 204 nt
Organism: Colletotrichum gloeosporioides
Lineage: Eukaryota; Fungi; Ascomycota; Sordariomycetes; Glomerellales; Glomerellaceae
Exons: 2
Coding region: 1-204 (67 amino acids)
Source: RefSeq, a predicted model, not a curated record